Messenger RNA from Fusarium graminearum PH-1, 2195 nucleotides. RefSeq lists its product as uncharacterized. Gene Ontology annotation, biological process: intracellular iron ion homeostasis. The transcript has 3 exons. The record is from RefSeq and is a predicted model, not a curated record. Lineage: Eukaryota; Fungi; Ascomycota; Sordariomycetes; Hypocreales; Nectriaceae. Bases 325 to 1935 code for a protein of 536 amino acids.
UCAAGACCUUUGCGGGACUGGACUGGAUCGGAUUACAUAAAUAAGCUACCCAUUCACCCUUCAUCGUCAGAGUCAGGCCCUGAUCCUGUCACUCUUAUUCAUUUUAUAUCCUCAUCCAACAUCUUAACCUCCCUCAGCCUUCCACCCCUUAUACCAACCCGUUUAUUAUUGAUUAACCACUCGACUGGUAUUUAUUUACUGGACAUUUUGAAAGGGCAUUCUAUAUCUCAAGUUGCCCAUCGACGUCACGACUUAAAGGCUUCAAUUCAUAAACAACCAUUUAUUUUUCAGUUUUAUACCCUAUCAAAACAAAACUCAGCCAUCAUGAGUCCCCACAGCGAGAUUUCUUUCUCUGGUUCAGAUGCUGCCGUCUCCAACGGUACCAGCAACGGUAUCAACGGACAUUCUAACGGCACAAACGGUUUCAGCAACGGUCACAUGAAUGGUCACAGCAACGGCAACGAUGCUCCCACAGCCGUCCGCCAUGGACCUCGCGUUCACAAGGAGAGAUCACGCCACCUCGAGACAGCCCCCGUAGACUCAGAAUUCGAUCUCAUCUGUGCCGGUUUCGGUCCUGCUUCUCUGGCUGUGGCCGUUGCUAUGCACGAUGCCAUCGCCGAAGGCCGAAAUCUCCGCCCUGACGGCACAGCACCCAAGGUUCUUUUCCUCGAGAAGCAGCCCAAGUUCGCUUGGCAUGCCGGCAUGCUGCUCCCGGGCGCCAAGAUGCAAAUCUCCUUUAUCAAGGAUAUGGCAACUCUCCGCAACCCACGAUCUGAGUUCACUUUCCUCAACUACCUCCACAGCCAGGGUCGUCUAGUUGACUUCACCAACCUGGGCACUUUCUUGCCUGCCCGUACUGAGUACGAGGACUACCUCCGCUGGUGCUCUUCUUGGUUCGACCACGUCGUCAACUAUAACAACGAGGUCCUUUCCAUCUCCCCCGAGAAUAAAGAGGCUGGUGCCGUCAAGACUUUUACUGUCCAAGCCCGUAAUGGCAAGACUGGCCAGAUUCAGUCUUUCCGCAGCCGACAUGUUCUUGUUGCCGCUGGUGGUCAGCCCUCUCUCCCCAAGAGCCUUCCCGCAAAGCACCCUCGUGUUCUACACUCUUCCCAAUUCGCCAACUACGCCCCUCAAAUCCUGACCAAGCAGAACGCUCCCUACCGAGUUGCUGUUAUUGGUGCCGGUCAAAGUGCUGCCGAGAUCUUCAACAAUGUCCAGAACCUGUACCCUAACUCCAAGACGUACCUCAUCAUGCGCCAGGAGUUCCUCCGCCCUAGUGACGACUCACCUUUCGUGAACUCCAUCUUCAACCCUGAGUAUAUUGACAACCUGUGGCCACGAUCUGUAAAGGCUCGUGAGACACUGCUUACCGAGGCUCGCGCCACCAACUAUGGUGUUGUUCGUCUAGAGCUAAUUGAGCACCUUUUUGAGAAGAUGUACGAUCAGAAGCGUGAGAUUAGCGACGAUGAGACCCAAUGGCCCCACCGAAUCCUCUCAGGACGCGAGAUUGCCAGCGUCGACACCAAGGGCGAUGCUCUCGAGAUCAAGGUUCAGCGCGUGAACGAUGGUCCCCUUGACGGCUUCGUCGACCAGGAGACCUUUGACGUUGACUUGAUCAUUGCUGCUACUGGUUACAAGCGAAGCGCCCACAUCGACAUGCUCAAGGACGCCUGGACGAUGCUCCCCAAGACCGUGUCGGGACGCAACGAGUCCCCCAAGGGAGCCAACGGCUGGAACGUUGAGACACAAGACGGAGAGCGUAAGCUUGCUGUCGCAAGAGAUUACCGGGUCAAGUUCUCACCUGGCACCGUUGCCGAUGACUCUGGCGUCUGGCUGCAAGGCUGCUGUGAGGGUACCCACGGAUUGAGCGACACACUUCUUUCUGUUCUGAGCACACGUUCAGGCGAGAUAGUUCAGUCUAUUUUCAAGCAGUAAAUUGUCACGAGAGCAUGGAUGAAUGGAAUGUUUACUUGAAAGUGUUAUUGGUUAGCACGGGCAGCGAAAAUUGUUGAUUGGACUCGAAGCAGAAGUUCUCUGGCUGGCAUCUUUUUUUUAUAUCCUAUUUUUUUUAUAUCUCCCUUUGUUUUCAAUGUUAUCAUUGUCUAGAGAUGGUGCGAACAAAAAGGUGGAAUUUGUUUUGUGGUGUUUUGUAGAUAUUAUUAGAACCAUACCAUUACAUGAAGAAAUGUGUAUAU